Molecule: messenger RNA, 1932 nt
Organism: Trachemys scripta elegans
Lineage: Eukaryota; Metazoa; Chordata; Testudines; Emydidae
Gene: MARCHF3
Product: membrane associated ring-CH-type finger 3
Exons: 7
Coding region: 857-1618 (253 amino acids)
Biological process (GO): protein ubiquitination
Molecular function (GO): ubiquitin-protein transferase activity; zinc ion binding
Source: RefSeq, a predicted model, not a curated record
UACAUUUCUGUUUUCUUCAGCACUGUUGUAUCUGAGCACCUUCCAGAAUUAGGAAAUUAAACAAGAAGCCUGUCUUAUCAAAAGGCCGGGCCCUUUUAUUGCUUGCUCGGCGGAGAUGGAGAUGCAGCAGCAGCAGGUCCUUUCAAGGCAGGGUUUGGUUUUCUGCCUCCUGAAGGCUUUGACCUGGCGACUUCUCUCGGAUGCGCCUCCGCUCGCUGGCCACCAGGGGUCCCAGACACGCGCUGCUUCCCAGCCGCUCUUUGUCCUGCUGCUUCCCCCGCGAGCCCGCCUCCCCAUCCCGUUCGGAGCUCGCGGCUGUCGCUGCCGACUUGUACAAGUGGCCGCCAGUCAGGAAGCAGAGCCACGCCCCCGACUCCCUCCCCUGCCUCGCCGGCCGGGCUGCUCCAGCCCCCGCUGCUGUUCCACCUCGCUCGCUUAGCAGGUCAAUGAAUUGCCAGAGGCUUGAGGCUGAGGAGCUGGAGAAGCCUGGCUCUGGAGCCAUCCUCGAAUCCCUGCCUAGCAAACAUGCGCGUCUGCACUGUCUCUGAUUCCCCAGCCAGGAACGUAGCUGCUUGAGAAGUUGGAAAAACGAGGAGGACUAACAGGGGCGUGUAAAGCAAUCCGGAGCUACAAAAGGAGGGACCCCACACAGGCUAAGUCUAGUCCAUGGUACCUAAGCCUAUUCUAUGUUGAGGAGGAUCAAGAGCAGCCACUUUGACUCGUUUCUCAGACCUGUGUGGAAGGACUGGAGGAGAUAUGUCCUCAAAGACUCCUGAGGGGCCUGCCAUCCACCCAAGAAGAUGGAAAUCCUGUAUGAAUGUGAAAACCAUUAGCAAAGUAAUUGCUGUCUAUUACCAUGACAACCAGCCGCUGCAGUCACCUGCCUGAAGUCUUACCAGACUGCACCAGCUCAGCUGCUCCCCUAGUAAAGACGGUGGAGGAUUGUAGCAGUCUUGUGAAUGGACAGCCGCAGUAUGUCAUGCAAGUUUCAGCCAAGGACGGGCAGCUUCUGUCAACAGUAGUAAGGACUCUUGCCACACAGAGCCCUUUCAAUGACAGGCCAAUGUGCAGGAUCUGCCACGAAGGCAGCAGUCAGGAAGACCUGCUCUCUCCAUGUGAAUGUACAGGAACCCUGGGGACUAUUCAUCGCAGCUGCCUGGAGCAUUGGCUGUCCUCUUCGAAUACCAGUUACUGUGAACUCUGCCACUUCAGGUUUGCAGUAGAGCGCAAACCCAGGCCGUUAGUAGAGUGGCUAAGAAACCCAGGCCCGCAGCAUGAGAAACGGACUCUGUUUGGCGACAUGGUGUGCUUCUUGUUUAUAACUCCACUGGCGACCAUCUCUGGCUGGUUGUGUCUGCGGGGAGCGGUGGACCAUCUGCACUUUAGUAGUAGGCUAGAAGCUGUUGGCCUCAUUGCACUCACUGUCGCACUCUUCACUAUUUACCUCUUUUGGACGCUAGUGUCAUUUAGGUACCACUGUAGAUUAUACAACGAAUGGCGUCGGACCAAUCAGAGGGUGAUACUCCUAAUUCCAAAAUCCAUCAGUGUUCCUUCUAACCAGCAGUCAUUGCUGGGCCUUCAUUCAGUCAAAAGAAACUCAAAGGAGACAAUCGUUUGAUUUUGGCAGUUCUGUACUGGAGUCAUGCACUAAAUAUACUUUCUUAAACCCAUGGGCUCUGAUUCCAUCCAGAACCUGGUACAGUGCUAUUCUGGUUUACAAACUCUUUACAGAGGAAGAAAUCACUGUUUUAAUUAAAAUCAUGGAUGCUGCAAUCAUAUGAUAUUUGCUAAGCUGCCAAACAUGUUUAUUUAGCAGAUACUGUAUGGAAUUCUACAAACUCAUAUUAAUACCUGCCUUGUCAGUGAUGCAAAUCCUUUUUUUAUUAUUGUUUAAAAAUAUUAAAACUAUGGUAAUUAACAAUGCAAAAAAAA